GAAUAUUAUCGACUUAACUUCUCGACGUGUCAUUCUCGUCUUUUCUGCUUGUUAGGUCGUGGUUAGGUACUUGUUUGUACAUUACUUGUAGGAUCAGAAAUUUCUUGGCACUAUAAUUAUUAGGUUUUGUUCAAUUCUACUCAUCCUUGACCACGGUUUUAACAAAAAUUGUAUAUUUAUCUUUUUAGGUAGGUUAGACCUACCUAUUUAAUUUUUUUUAUUUUAGAGUAUACGACCUAUGCUUUGCAAUACCGUACCUAUUUGUCUACAAUCUUUGAUUAGAAAAAAAUUUGAAAAUAAUUCAUUUAUUUGCAUUGCGUCAAAGAGAACAUUACUUGACUACAGUCUGUGUUGAAAGAAUCAUCGCUUAAUCGCUUUCUAUACUGUAAACUCGGAAAAUUGUAGUCGACAUUGAACAUUGAAUGAUUUGGUUAAUUCAAGAAUUUUGAACCGGUUUGGUGUGUAAAGUCAGCGUGUGUAAAAAGCGCAGUCAUUCUGUCGGCCUCAUUCUACAGUUUGUCAACAUAAAUCUACAAUGGAGAUACAAAUAUUGAGCACGUCAGGUGGCAAAGAAAUCGGAUCAUUGGAUAAUCUUACUCCGUCAACGACCCUGCGCGAUGUGAAACGCGGCAUUAGCAGCAAGCUGAGCCGCAAGCUCUACCCGGACCGCCAGUCGCUGCGACUCGAGCCGAAGGGCAAGACACUCAAGGAUGACGACACCCUGGCCAGCCUCGGCCUCAAGACAGGCAGCAAGCUCUACGUCAAGGACCUCGGGCCGCAGAUCGGAUGGGUGACCGUCUUCCUAGCCGAGUACGCCGGCCCGCUCUUCAUCUACCUCUGGUUCUAUCAGCGACCUUGGCUCUUCUACGGCGACACCUCUCAGUCGCCGCCUGUUCAGCAUGUUGUUCACCUAGCUGCCGGCUGUUACACAUUCCAUUACGCUAAGAGGAUUCUGGAAACGUUGUUUGUGCACAGGUUUUCACAUGCGACUAUGCCUAUCAUGAAUCUCUUCAAGAACUGCUCGUACUACUGGAUGUUCACAGCUUAUGUGGCCUAUCAUGUGAACCACCCUCUCUUCACAAGUCCAAGCAUUGUACAAGUUUACGCUGGACUCGCCGCUUUUGUAUUGAGUGAAGUGGGCAACCUGAGCAUCCACGUAGCACUGCGCAACCUGCGGCCGCCCGGCACCAAGGUGCGGCGCAUUCCUGUGGCUACCGGAAACCACACGGCGCUCUUCAACUUCGUCUCCUGUCCCAACUACACCUACGAGUUCCUCUCAUGGGUCUCCUUCACUGUCAUGACGCAGUGUUUGCCAGCGGCUCUGUUCACAUUCGCUGGUAGGUACCAGAUGACGAUCUGGGCUCUAGGAAAGCAUCGCAACUACAAAAAGGAAUUCUCAAACUAUCCAAAGCAGAGGAAAGCUAUUCUGCCGUUCCUUAUUUAAAUUCAUCUCACCAAUCGAACUCUGUAGAGUGUGUGGACUUGAAUUCCGUCAACAGUGGAUUACUAUACUAGUGUUUUUGUUGCCAUAAUUUGUGCGCGAUUAUUUGUGGAGAGAAUGAUUGUUAAAGUUUAGUCUGGGUUUGUAGGGCUAUUGGUUGAGGAAGGACAUGUAUAUACUUUCUAAUAAUUCUUCUACAAACUUCUAGGUGUUUGUUUCUGAUGGAUCUGUGCAUGGUAGAUAUAAGGACAUUUUUAUAAUUGUAUUUCGUUAUUGUGUUCCCCUUUGAACUAGUGUACAAUUUUUCGCAAAAUAUGCUACGUAUCAAAUGUAA
This is a messenger RNA of Nilaparvata lugens (brown planthopper), 1775 nucleotides long. RefSeq names its product probable very-long-chain enoyl-CoA reductase art-1. Gene Ontology annotation, molecular function: protein binding; oxidoreductase activity, acting on the CH-CH group of donors. Gene Ontology annotation, biological process: very long-chain fatty acid biosynthetic process. Lineage: Eukaryota; Metazoa; Arthropoda; Insecta; Hemiptera; Delphacidae. The record is from RefSeq and is a predicted model, not a curated record.